AUGCCAAUAUCCAUGUCGAUGAUCAGCUCCAACGUUGGCGGAUUCACAAAGCGCGCUACAGUCAGUGCUAUCUACUUCAUCAUGUACUGUGCAGGCAAUAUUAUUGGACCGCAGCUAUUUUUCUCGUGGCAAGCGCCCAAAUACCAGAACCGAAGGCGGGAUCGCAUGGAAAUCGAGACCGAAUCACCUGGCGAGAAACACGCCGACAUUGAGCCCAACAGCGGCCUGGCGGACAUCACUGAUUUUGAGAACCUGCGAUUCCGGUACGUUUAUUAG
Penicillium riverlandense is the source of this 276-nucleotide messenger RNA. RefSeq lists its product as uncharacterized. The record is from RefSeq and is a predicted model, not a curated record. NCBI's taxonomy places the organism in Eukaryota, Fungi, Ascomycota, Eurotiomycetes, Eurotiales, Aspergillaceae. Bases 1 to 276 code for a protein of 91 amino acids. The transcript is spliced from 2 exons.